Desarmillaria tabescens is the source of this 1227-nucleotide messenger RNA. RefSeq lists its product as uncharacterized. The transcript has 3 exons. NCBI's taxonomy places the organism in Eukaryota, Fungi, Basidiomycota, Agaricomycetes, Agaricales, Physalacriaceae. The coding region runs from base 1 to 1227 and encodes 408 amino acids. The record is from RefSeq and is a predicted model, not a curated record.
AUGGAUGACCCCCACGCACACCCGUCCUCAUCCCGUGCCCAUGUUAGUGGUUGCUCCACCACGACCAAGAAAAGUCACAAGAAGAAGAAACGAGAAAUCACUAACGGCCUAAACGCUGAACCCAUCGCUACUCUAACGGUGCCCCCUGUUGACGGACCAAACGUCGCUAUCAGAGAUCCCAAGUACAUCGGGUCAUACAACUGGGUAGAUAGCCCUUCCCCUACGAUCUUAGUUCCUGGAUCGCCCCGAAUUUGGCGAAACAAACCGACCCCGUUCACUAUUCGUCAUGAUACUGGAAAUCAUUUCUGCGACCAAAACGGUUAUCGCCUUCCCAGCACACCACUUCUGCCCAUCCUAGUCGCUGUAGACAAAAUGGUGGUGAGAUCUGACGUCUCUCCAAUUUCGAUUGACUGGCCCUCGGUCGAUUACAUCACCGACCGCAAUGGGUUGCGCAAGCUCUUGGAGUGGGUGAGUGGGAAAAAGCAGAGUUUCAGGAUCGACUUGCAGCUUGCGGGGAAGAAGACGGUGCUGUGUAAUAGAUGGGAGCCACAGUCGAGGCUGAAAGUGUUUGAUGGAUAUGGAUAUAAUUUCGAAGAUGCAGUGACGAGUGCUGCUCCCGGGUGCGAAAGGAGUUCAGGAGGACACCACAGGGUCAUCACUUACGACCUUUGUGGCCUCACGAUGGUGGUUCGUUUCGAGGUCGACGCAUGUCACGUCCCUCACGAUGCUCCUUCGACGUCUACCGACUUCCUGUCAGCCCAGCUUGCAUCAAUGGCCCUGUCCAAGUCCACUACGUCGACACAUACCGUAGAUCAAAGAACAUCCUUGACCGUCAUUUCCACCGGAAAGCCCAUACCCAAUGAAUCUGUCAUUGAACUGACGACAAGGAAGGGCAAUGACUCUGGUAUCCGCUUGAGGAACAAGUAUCCACAGUUGUACUUCUCCCAGACGCCGGAGCUUAUCAUUGGUUUGCACCACAAUGGACGCUUUACGGAUGUGCAGCGAAAGACAAUGGAAAGCCUGACAUCUCUCGAAGACAGCCUUCAACGGAGGUUGGGAGCGCUGGGGCAGGCUUUAAGUGAUAUCCAAGAUUUGGUUGUCCAAUCUGGGACGGAAGGACGGUUGAGCUUAGUAGGAAGGGAUAAGGAACUGCUAGUUUUUGAGAGGGUAUCGACUGCCAGUUGCUUGCCGGAGACUUACUUGAAGAGGUUUGUAGCAUCUGGAUGA